Molecule: messenger RNA, 5486 nt
Organism: Trichechus manatus latirostris (Florida manatee)
Lineage: Eukaryota; Metazoa; Chordata; Mammalia; Sirenia; Trichechidae
Gene: SLC26A3
Product: solute carrier family 26 member 3
Exons: 20
Coding region: 1-2280 (759 amino acids)
Biological process (GO): transmembrane transport
Cellular component (GO): plasma membrane
Molecular function (GO): bicarbonate transmembrane transporter activity; chloride transmembrane transporter activity; secondary active sulfate transmembrane transporter activity
Source: RefSeq, a predicted model, not a curated record
AUGAUCGAAUCCAUGGGGAAUCAGUAUAUUGUGGCCAGGCCAGUGUAUUCUAAAAACACUUUUGGGGAAGAAUAUAAGAAGAAAGACAGAUCUCAUAAGACAUUUCUGGAUCAUCUCAAAGAGUGUUUUAGCUGCUCCUCAAAAAAGGCCAAGAGAAUUGCCCUGUCUUUGUUCCCCGUAGCAUCUUGGUUACCAGCAUACCGGAUAAAGGAAUGGCUACUCAGUGACAUUGUUUCUGGGAUAAGUACAGGGCUGGUGGCUGUACUGCAAGGUCUAGCAUUUGCUCUGUUGGUCUCCAUCCCCCCAGGCUAUGGGUUGUAUGCAGCCUUUUUCCCAGUCAUAGUCUACUUUUUCUUGGGCACUUCUAAACACAUAUCUGUGGGUCCCUUUCCAGUUCUGAGUAUGAUGGUGGGAGCAGUAGUUGUGAGAAUAGCCCCAGAUACCAGUGAAUCUGCUACAGAAUUCUCUAAUAGCUCAAUGAGUAAUGGCACAACACUGGACGAACAGAGGGUGAUGGUGGCUGCAACGAUCACAGUCCUUUCUGGAAUCAUCCAGUUGAUCUUGGGGGUUCUACGGACCGGAUUUGUGGUGAUAUACCUGUCCGAUGCCCUAAUCAGUGGCUUCACCACAGCUGCCGCAAUUCAUGUUUUGGUCUCCCAGCUCAAAUUUAUUCUUCAGCUGACAGUCCCAGCACACACUGAUCCAUUUUCAAUUUUCAAAGUUCUACAUUCUGUAUUCUCACAAAUAGAGAAGACUAACAUUGCAGACCUGGUGACAGCCCUGAUUAUUUUGUUGGUAGUAUUUGUGGUUAAAGAAAUAAACCAGCGCUACAAAGCCAAACUUCCAGUGCCCAUUCCGAUUGAACUCAUCGUGACUGUGAUUGCAACAGGUGUAUCCUAUGGCUUUGACUUCAAAAACAGGUUUAAUGCGGCUGUCAUUGGGAAAAUGCAAAAAGGAUUUCAGUCCCCUAUUGCACCUGACGUGGAGGUUUUCCAAAACACCAUAGGCGAUAGCUUCGCCAUUGCAGUCGUUGGCUUUGCAGUGGCCUUUUCAGUUGCCAGCGUCUAUUCCCUCAAAUACGAUUAUCCAGUUGAUGGCAAUCAGGAGUUAAUAGCCUUCGGAUUGAGUAACAUAGUCUGUGGAUUCUUCAGAGGAUUUGCAUCGAGUACCGCCCUUUCCAGAUCAGGGGUCCAGGAGAGUACAGGAGGCAAAACGCAGAUUGCUGGGAUUCUCUCUGCCAUCAUCGUGUUGAUUGUCAUCGUUGCCAUUGGAUUUCUCUUGGAGCCACUACAAAAGUCUGUCCUGUCAGCUUUAGCACUUGGAAAUUUAAAGGGAAUGUUGAUGCAGUUUGCUGAAAUAGGAAGACUGUGGCGAAAGGAUAAAUAUGAUUGUCUCAUUUGGAUUGUGACUUUCGUCUGUGCCAUUGUCCUGGGACUUGGUUUAGGCCUGGCAGCUAGCGUUGCAUUUCAGCUCCUAACCAUCGUGUUCCGGACACAAUUUCCAAAAUGCAGCACACUGGCUAAUGUUGGAAGGAGCAACAUCUAUAAGAAUAAAAAAGAUUACUAUGAUAUGUAUGAGCCGGAAGGAGUGAAAAUCUUCAGAUGUCCAUCUCCUAUCUACUUUGCAAACAUUAAUUUCUUUAAGCAGAAACUUAUCAGUGCUAUUGGCUUUAGUCCACUUCGAAUUCUACAUAAGCGCAAUAAAGCUUUGAAGAAAAUCCGAAAGCUGCAGAAGAAAGGCCUGCUACAAGUGACACCAAAAGGAUUUAUAUUGACUGUUGAUGGCUUAAAAGAUUCUGAUGAAGAGCUGGACAAUAAUCAGAUAGAAGAACUGGAUCAGCCAAUCAAUACCUCAGACCUGCCCUUCCAGAUAGACUGGAAUGAUGAUCUUCCUGUCAAUAUUGUGGUCCCCAAAAUCAACCUUCACAGCCUCAUCCUCGAUUUUUCAGCAGUGUCAUUUCUUGACAUCUCUUCAAUGAGGGGUCUCAAAAAGAUUUUGCAAGAAUUUAUCAGGAUCCAGGUGGAUGUGUAUAUUGUGGGAACUGAUGAUGAUUUCGUUGAGAAGCUUACUCGGUGUCAAUUUUUCGAUGAUGAAGUCACCGACUCAAUAUUUUUCUUAACGAUCCAUGAUGCUGUUUUGCAUAUUUUGAUGAAGAAGGAUUAUGGUACUUCAAAGUUUAGUCACAGCCAGGAAAAAGAAAUGAAACACGACUUUACCAUAAAUACAAAUGGAGGAUUACGUAAUCGGGAAUGUCAGGUACCAGUUGAAACAAAAUUUUAAUCGAAAUAUAAUUCAGAGGGAUCAUCAUCUGACCGCCACAUAAAGAACAACUUUAUGCCCGGGAUGUUAUUGAUGCAUUCAUACAUUGUAUGAAGAGUAUUUUUAUUUCACAGAAUUAUGUUUCAAACUUUGGAAUGAGAUUGUUCUAGCAUGGUAUAUUUUUCACGUAUCUAGUACAAAAUUAUGUAAAUAGUCUUAAUUUUAUAUCUUGUAGAUUUACCGAAGGAAAUUUUGUUUAUAUGUAUUUUUUAUAGCACUGAGCAAUUUCCAUCCAAGUCACUACCUUCAUGCAUGUUUUGCAGUGUAUUUACACCACCGCUUUGGAUCUUGUAAUUUAUAAAGUUCUUACUAAUAUAUAUUCAUUUUAAAAAAGAUUAAGUUGUACAGCAGAUAUGUCUUGUUUUGUUAAAUUUCUUGUUAGCUUUCUGGAAAAUGCUUGCUUGUGGAUCCUCUGUAGUGGUCCAGCUGGGAACAAGCUUCAGGGGAAUCUUCUAACAAACCCUCUCUAAUGAGAUGUCUUUUCCCAGAUUUUAUAUGGUCAUCACUCCAGCUUCUUAAAGUAUCCUAUCUCCUAUCCAGAUUUAGACACAACCCUUCUAAUGCCAAAUCUGUAACUACAACUAGCUUUUGAUUCAAAUCCUUAUUCCCCCCGCCCCCUCUUCGUAUAAAAAUUGUGUAAGUUAAUGGAGCUGUAAAAUAAAAAAGCAAGAAGGUGAGUGGUAAAGAGCAUAAUGGGUAGUCAGUUCUUGGACUCACUGGGAAGAAAACAGGUGUUAGGAGAAAGUGGGAUUCUUUUUUUCUUCACUACUGGUUAUUACUUGUCACUCACAGGGCGGAGUAACGGCACUAGGGCUCAGUUUAGCGAGAGAACAAGAUUCAGCUGACAAACGCUUCUCUUUUUUCACUGGCAUAUUCUUGGUGCAAACAGCAUCAGCACCAAUAGAAAAAGAUUCAGUGCCCUCUCUUAAACAUCAAACCACUUUCUUAAUUGCAAAAACUGUUCCAACUGUUUUAGAUCCCACCUCUAAACAUUUAUUGCCAAAGUGCUCCUCCAUCCUUUAUAAGUGUCUAUUGAGAGAGAUUGUCUGUUGGACUUAAAACCAAAUACAGAAAGGUAAAAUAAAGGUUUAUUUACAUAGCUAAUCUUAAUGAAAAAACUAGAAUAUCCGCACUUUAUAGCAGUGUUUCUUAAACUUUUUGAGUCAUGGACAUCUUACAGUCUCGUGCACCCUAUGGACUUCAGGGGGAAAAAACCCACACAUACGCAUUUAUGUAUAAUGUCCUAUGAAUCUCAGGUUAAGUCUCUUUGAGAGCAGGGAGUGGAAAUUGAACACACGAGCCUAUUGAUCCAUUUGGCCUCAAGUGCAGUGCAGCAAAAGCCUUAUAUAGAGUUGGUGCUGAUGCCAGCAUUUUCCCAUACAAAGGUACCCCUCUACACUUCCUUACCAACCAAAAUAACAUGAAGCAGGAACAAAUACUGCAAUUCUUGUACCCACAUCACAAUAUAUUCAGCCUUAAUAUCUUAGAGGUUCAUUUAUUCUCAUCCUUAAAUGUUUUUUUCUCUUAUGCCUCUAGGGUGGAUUACUCUGGGUAAUAGGAAUACAUGGCCUCUACUUGCACCUUGAAAUAAAUACUGCAAAUUGACUAGUACAAAAAUCUGAUCCCUGAUUUAGGAAGAGGGCAAGAGACUGUGUUGGAAGAGAAAAAUAAAACUUAUAUAAACCAGAGCAAGACUAAAGGGGAGAAGAUAUCCAAAGAUGCAAUUGGGAGACAACUUGGGAAGAGAUUACUGAAAUUAUGAAAGAUUAAUACAUGAAAUUUAUCUUUAAAAAUCAUUUAAUAAUUCUUUAAACAUUUGAUACAUAUUCUUGUCUAAACACAGCAACUUACCACUUAUAAAUGCAAAUGAAAUGUUUUACACACAAGCCUGACCCUACACUUGAAUGAACAAGAAAAAAUGGGGAACAUUUAGUUCAUUUUUCUGGCAUCACCAUGUGGAUGUCAACAUAUCCAAAACUGAUUUGAUUUUUCUCCCCCUAAUCUGCUCUACCAGCACCUUUUCCACCUCAGUUGAUGACAAGUCCAUUCUUCCAAAAGCCCUAGAAUCAUCCUUGACUCUUCUCUCCACCUCAAAUCUAACCUGUCAGGAAAUUGUAUUGACUUACCUUUCAAAUAUGUCUAGAAAAAAUUCAUUUAUUUCUCAAAACAGCCUGUAUGAGGUAGGUACUACGAUUAUCCUCAUUUUUCAGAAAAGCAAGAUAAGUCAAAGCUGAAAGAGGACAAGUAACUAGUCAAGGUUAUAUAGUUUCAAGUGGUAGAACCAGAAUUCAGUAUAGACAGCCCAGAGUGCAGGCUCUUAAUUAUUAAGAAACAUUACCUCCCCAAAGAAACUAAAGCCUGCCUAAAAACAGAUUUAUUAGUUUCACCCAUUACAGUUCCUGGGCAUCACUAAACCCAAGAAUAAUAUAGUUGCAUUCUACAGAUUUGUUCCAGUGUCACUAAUUUACUUAUUUAGCACUGUACAAUGUACCCAGAAAAGCUAUUAGGAAAUAUAUUACUUAUGUUCAGACAUAAAUUUAACAUCUCUCUCUCUCAUGGUUAUGUGUGUGUAUCUGUGUGCUGGUAAUCUACUUUCAAAUGUAAUUUUUUUCCCCUGGCCACUAUGCUUUGAAAAAGAAUGUAAGAAAUUUCUUUGAAGAAUACUUAAGGAUGACCAUCAAGAACGAUUCCUAGAUAAGUUAGAAUCUAAGCUCCUAAAGAGCCGUAUCUGUCUUGUUCAUUAUUACAUCCACACAUCUAACAUUUAAUAGGUGCUUCAUUUUAUGUACAUAUAAAAGGAUAUCCUUCCACAAGUCACUCACUUGACACUUAAAAUGAUACCACCAGGAUGUCUUCUGUAGAUUAUUAACAGCCUCCUGACUGGUCUCUCUGCUACCUUUGCCCUUCUAGCCUUUUCUCAACACACAGCCAGAGUAAUCCUUAAGAGCCAGAUCAUUCCACUCCUUUGCUCAGAACCACAUGAUGGUUUCCCAUGUGAGAGUAAGGUCAAAGUCCUUACAAUUGUCUGUAAGGCCUUUUAUGGUCUCCCCACUCCGUCAUUACCUCUUUCCAGUCUCCUCUUCCUCAGGAGUCUUGCUGUUUCUCAAACAUGCCAAGUACAAUCCUACUUUAAGGCCUUUGUGUUGGCUGUCCCCUCUGCUUGGAAA